Messenger RNA from Dama dama (fallow deer), 12021 nucleotides. It is a transcript of the gene KNL1, whose product is annotated as kinetochore scaffold 1. The record is from RefSeq and is a predicted model, not a curated record. Gene Ontology annotation, cellular component: nucleus. Gene Ontology annotation, biological process: cell division; protein localization to kinetochore; attachment of spindle microtubules to kinetochore. Lineage: Eukaryota; Metazoa; Chordata; Mammalia; Artiodactyla; Cervidae.
CUCCCAUGCAGUGAGGAAUCUGCAGUGGGGAGAAAUAAAGGAAAAUUCCGUAUAAAAUGAGAUAACCUUGAAAGAAAUAAAAUUGGCAUACAAACUGGGAAAAAACUUUGAUUGAAGAAAUCUUAGGGAGGGUCUGCAGCCUAAGGGGCGGGGUCGACGCGUUGAGCGGCUUUGCGCCUGCGCUUCAGCUAGGCGGUUAGAUUUGAAUGCUUUACUGAGGUCCUCUAGGCGUUAUGAGCAGACGUGAAGGGGUGGGGGUGAGCUAUCUGAGAAGCGUGCGGACCACAAACAAGUCUGAAGAGAUUUUGUGAAGCCGUUGGGACUUCACAAAUGAAGCAGCGGGUAACUUUCGUCCUGGUCUUCGCCCGCGGGAUUUAGGUUUUGUUACAGCGGAUUGAAGGCCUCACGCUGGGAGGAGAGGGACGCGCCUACAGCCAGACUGCCUCGGAACUCUCUGGGCUCAGGAAAAUUUUUCUUCAAAAAUGGAUGGGAUGUCUUCAGAGGCUAAUGAAGAAAAUGGCAAUGUGGAGAGACCUGUUGGAAGACGACAUUCUUCAAUUUUGAAACCCCCAAGGAGUCCUCUUCAGGACCUCAGAGGUGGAAAUGGUAAUGAAACUAUUCAGGAAUCCAAUGCUUUGAGAAAUAAGAAAAACUCUCGUCGAGUCAGCUUUGCAGAUACUAUAAAAAUAUUCCAGACAGAGUCUCAUAUGAAAAUAGUGAAAAAGUCAGAAAUUUCAGAAACAGAAGCAGGAGAAAAUAUCCUAUUUAUACAGAAGAAGAAUCCAGAAGAUAACUACUGUGAGAUAACUGGAAUGAACACAUUGCUUUGUGCUCCCAUUCAGACCCAGAUGCCCCAGAGAGAGAUUUCAAUUACAGAAUACAGCCAUGAAAGGAAACAUGCAAAUGACCAAACAGUCAUCUUUUCAGAUGAAAACCAGAUGGACCUGACAGCAAGUCACACUGUGAUGAUUUCCAAAGGCCAUUUAGAUUGUACCAAAAGUGAAAAGUCCACCAAGAUAGAUACUACAUCAUUUCUGGCUAACUUAAAGCUCCACACUGAAGAUUCAAGAAUGAAGAAAGAAUUACAUUUUUCCGUAGAUCAAAACACUUCUUCAGAAAAGAAGAUAAAUUUCAAUGACUUCAUAAAAAGAUUGAAAAUAGGAAAAUCAAAUGCUUCUCCUUUUACAGGACCUGAUAAAGAAAAUUCUGAGAUGCCUAUUCAUUCCAAAGAAGCAAAUAAGACUACUUCUGUCCAUCAAAUGCGUGUAUCUCUUGGUGUAGAUGAAAAUACCAGUAAUAUGACUAGACUCCUUAGAGAACAAGAUGAUGGAAUGAAUUUUACCCAGUGUCAUACAACCAAUAUUCAGACUUUUGUUCCCACAUCCAAUGAGGCCAGCUUAAGGGAAUUUAAAGGUGAUGAUAUUACAGUUUAUGGCAAUGACUUCAUGGACUUGACAAUUAGCCACACUGUACAGAAGUUACCUUCAGCAAAUAAUCUGUCUGAAAUAGAAAAUCAAACUCAGGAUGUCAUGAUGGAUGUUUCAACAUGUUAUGAAACUAAAGCACUAGAACAGAAGACAGUCUUUAAGGAUAAACCGAAUGACGCUUUCCAAGACCUUUCCUUAAAUCCUGAAGGUAACAUACAUAUGAUCAGAAGUCAUAUUACAGGGACAGAAAUUCAAACAGUCACACAGGCUACCAACCAGGAUAUCAGACCAUUGGCCUUGAUCCCAGAAUCUAAAUGUUCUGGUCCAACUAUUCAAGAUGAUAAGACAUUUUUCUAUUCUAGUUGUAAUGAUGCCAUGGAACUGACCAAGUGUCACUCAAGUAUGAGAGAGGAGAAGAGUUUGGUAAAGCAUGACAGUAAUUAUUCUAAAAUGUAUCCCAAUCCAGAUGGCAAUUCUCUUCUCAGAGAAAAAACUGUUUAUUCAGGAGAAGAUAGCAUGGACAUUACCAAGAGUCACACAGUUAAAAUAGAUAAUCAAAUUUUUAAACAAGUUCAGACAAAUGUACAGAAAGCAACUGCACCAGUAUCUGAAAAAGAAAUGAUGAUCCAAAAUCACAUAAUUGUGUCAGAGAAUUGGGACAUAAAUGUAAAUUGUCGUUCCGUUCCUCUUCUAUCUAAGGAAAGAUUACAGCAGAGCCCGGAAAAUCCUUUAUUUAUUUCAUUGACUGACAAAAGGACUGAAAUCUUCAUAGAUGAAAAUAUGGAUUUGACUAAAAGUCACACAGUUAAUUUAGGAAGUCAGUUUCCUCUUGCAUCUUGCAAUCUAACAUCUGAGAAUACCAGUAAAUCUCACUGUCACAGCAAAAGCCUUUCAAAUGAAUGGGAAAAAAUGACCAAAGAUCAUAUUGACCUAUCCCAACAACAAAACAUAAUAUCUAAGAACAUCCCAGCUAAUACCUGGGACAAAGAAAAAAGUCAAGUUUUGAAGAUUUCACCCUAUCUUGAUAAAGAUUCUCCUCAGUCACCUGAUAUUAACCAGGACAUAGCAACAAAACAUAAUAUAGUAUACUUUUGUGAAGAUCUUCACAAACAGGUUCCACUGGGAAAUAACAGAAAUACAAUUUCAUGUGAGCAAGCUUUGUUUCCUACUACAAAGCCAUUAUUUUCAUCAAGAGGACAGCCUGCCAUCAGAAAUCAUAAUGUUGUUAACAGUCAAACAGUAAAAUCUGUACUAGGCCAGAAUUCUAAACUGCCUGAGCCACUAAGGAAAAGUUUAGGUAAUCCCAUUCCUGACUGUUCUGACAAGACAGUUAUUUGUUCAGAGGAGGAAGAAAAUAUGGAUCUAACCAAGAGUCACACUGUUAUUACUGGAUUUGGUCCUUCUGAAGUACUAGAACUAAGUAAGACUAAUUUAGAAAACACUAACAGCCAGUUAUCAACAGUAAACAGACAGAAAGCUCUAAAAGUUGAAAAAUGUAAUGGAAGUCCUAUAGAAAAAAUGGGAGUGUUUAUUUCUAAUGGUAUCAUGGAUGUGUUGGAGGACAAAAAUGUGCAGAAAUCCGGAAUUCUGAAUGAAAAACAAGAUGUCAAAAUUUGUGGAAGAAAAAGUCUUGGCAGACUAAAAGUUGAUAAGACUGUUGUAUUUUCAGAGGGAAAUGAGAAUGAUAUGGAUAUCACCAAGAGUUGUACAGUGGAAAUAAGUCAUAGACCUUUACUAGAUGAACAUGAUUCUCAUUUGGUGCCUUUGGCAGGAAAUUCUAACACUGUUUUGUAUGCAUGUGGGCAAGAUGACAUGGAGGUCACCAGAAGUCACACAACUGCUAUAGAAUGUAAAACUGUCUCACCAGAUAAAACAACUACUAGGCCUGUGGACAAAACUGUAAUGUUUGUAGAUGAUCAUGAUGAACUAGAAAUGACAAAGUCCCAUACUGUUUUCAUUGACUGCCAAGCAAAGGAGAGAGCUGUGCUUCCAGACAGACCGAACUUUGAACUAUCCAAAAGAAAAAGCCUAGAAAAAUCAAAAGUGACCCCUACUUCUACUGAGGAGAGUGUUUUUUCCCCGCAAAAUGUCGAAAGGGAUCAUUCAGUCGCAAAAGUCAGCCAGCUAACACUACCAGGGAAAUGGUCUAAUCAUGGUCCUUUAGAAAAAGCUGAAGCAUUUAUAGCUGAUGAUAACAUGGAAGUGUCUAAAUCAACCAUUUGGAAAAAUGACAGAAAUGUACAAAAGCCUGUAUUUCUGAAUGAACCUCUAUCAUGCAAAAAUCAGAGAAGGAAAAGCCUUAGACGCAAAAAUGACACGACCAUUGCAUUUUCAAAGAAUGAUAAAAAUGAUAUGGAUGUCAUCCAGUGUUGUACAGUGGAAAUAAAUAACAAAAGUGUCCUGGAAGAUAAAGAGGACUCCCAUUUCGUGCCUUUGGAAGGACCUUCUAAUACUGUUUUGUAUACAUGUGGACAGGAUGACAUGGAGAUCACCAGAAGUCAUACAACUGCCUUAGAAUAUAAACCUCUCUCACCAGAUAAAAUAACCACUAGGACUAUAGACAAAACUGUUAUGUUUGUAGAUAAUCACAGUGAUCUGGAAGUUACCAAGUCCCACACUGUUUUCAUUGAUUGUCAAGCCACGGAGAAAAUACUUCAAGAGUGCUCUGCAUUUGGAAUAGCAAAAGAAAAAACCUUGGGUGUUUCUUUUCCACAGGAUGGUAAUUCUAUUCAAGAAGUCACUAAAAAACAAGCACUGGCUGUAGAAAACAAAAUCAUUCUUCACAGUGAGCAAAAGCAUAAUGUGAUACCCUUUGUUCCUACUAAUGCAUUGUCUGGCAGUCAAGGUGAGACAGAUGUUAAAUUCCAUAGCACUUCUGUGGAUGAAGAAGUCAUGAAAGUUGUAGGCCAGGCCUAUACAUUUGAAAAAGCCAAAAUUGAAAGCUGUCAGUUAAAUAGUACAGAUAGAAGAAAUGUGGAUUUUACAAGCAGACCUGCAACUGCUGUUUGUGGAUCUGGUGAUAAUUAUUCCUGUUUACCUAAUGUUACUUCGUUUUUUGGUAAUUUGGAGAAGAAUGUCAUGUCCUUAUGUGAUAAAGAUGAAGAUUUAAAAGCCAGUCAUUGCCCAGUGCAAAAUGAUCUUCCUUAUGCAAACAGUUCAGCCAGUGAUGAUGAUUUGAAAUCUGAGGGACUGCCUCUUUCUGCUCCUUGCUUGUUAGAGAAGGAGAAAGUUGUUCAAACCAAUACCCAAGGACAGUUACAUUGUGUCCCCAAAAUGCUGAAAGAUCAAGAUCUGAUUAAGAAGCCCCCAAAUCUAAUAUCAAAUGAAACUUUAGUAUAUGGUGAAGAUUUGGGGAAGAUGACUAAACUUAACUUAAAGCCAGUGUCUUUUAAACUUCCAAGGGAUCAAGCGGAGCCCUCUGUUGAUAAGGCAGAACACAAUUUAAAGAAGACUUUUGUUGAUGAUGUUUGUGUUGCUUCUCAGCAUCAUCUAUUAACCCAACUACCUCCAUUACCUCAACAAGGACAGAAUAUUGUCAAUAAAGAUGAAGCAAUAUUGUCUAAAGCUGGAAAUAAUUUAAAUAUUGUUGGAGGAAAUUCCUCUGAACCCACAUGUGAAAACGAUUCCACAAUGCUCUAUAAUGGGAAACAGUUUACUGCAGCCUGUAAAAAAGAACCAAAGAAAAAUAUUCAAACAGCUGAAUGUAAUACAGCUACAGAUUUCCACAGUAACUCAGCCUUGACUAAGCAAGUUAUUCAGACUCUUAUCAAUCCUCGAGAAGCAUCAGAUCCUGUAAUUGCAUCCAGUGUUGCAACUUGUAGUGUCAAACCAAAUCUGAAUAACUUAAAUGGAAAAACUGAAGACUUUUUAGAUUUCCAACCAGUUUGUUUACCACCUUCUCCAGAACAGUUACUUAAAUUGGUAAAUAAGGCACACAGUGAUAUGAGUGUAGUGCAAGCUAUAGAAAUACAUAAUGUUAACAUAGUGUCUAGCAAUGUUAAAGAUGAUAGAGAUGAAGAAAAUAAAGUUCCACAUAAUGGAGCUGAAACCACCUCUGUACCAUUAAUGACAACUGUAAAAGAUAAAAUGAGGAGAUGUUCUUUGGGAAUAUUUUUGCCCAGACUGCCAAACAAAAGAAAUUGUAGUGUCACUGGUAUUGAUGAUCUGAAGCAGGUUCCAGCAGACACAACUGAUUUAAAUCACUUAGAAACUCAGCCGGUUUCCAGUAAGGAUUCAGGCAUUGGGAUUGUUACAACUAAACUGAACUUAAGUCCAUCUCAAUAUAUAAAUGAGGAAAAUCUCCCUAUAUGUCCUGGUGAGAUUAAUUCCUCAGACUCUAUCAGCAUAGAUACUGAGGAAAAGGCUUUGACUGAGACAUACCAAAAAGAGACUUCACCCUCUGAAAAUAAAAUGGAAGAAACCUGCAAUAGCCAAAAAAGAACCUGGGUACAAGAAGGUGAUGAUGAUAUUCAGAAUGAGAAAAAAAUCAGAAAGAAUGAAAUUGGGUUUAGUGAUACUGCCCAAUAUCAGGAGAUUUCUGAUCUCCAUGCUGAAGGAGAUAUGGAUAAAAAUGCUAACAGUGUAUUGAUAAAAAGCCUGAGCAGAACCCCAUCUAGUUGUAGCAGUUCUCUGGAUUCAAUCAAGGCUGAUGGGACCUCUCUGGACUUAAGCACACACCUUGGUAGUCAAAUAGAAUCACAGUUUCUCAGAGAUACCGUUUGUGAAGAGAGCUUGAAGGAGAAACUCAAAGAUGGAAGAAUAACAAUAAAGGAGUUCUUUAUACUUCUUCAGGUCCACAUUCUGAUACAGAAACCCCGACAGAGCAAUCUUCCAGCCAAAUUUACUAUAAACACAUCACCUACUCUGGAAGACCUGAUGUUGAGUCAAUAUGUUUACCGACCCAAGAUACAGAUUUAUAAAGAAGAUUGUGAAGCUCUUCGCCAGAAGAUUGAAGAAUUAAAGCUUUCUACACUGAACCAAGAUAAACUGUUGACUGAUAUAAAUAGAAACCUGUGGGAAAAAAUGAAACACUGCUCUGAUGAGGAGCUGAAGGCCUUUGGAAUUUACUUAAACAAAAUAAAGUCACGUUUUACCAAGAUGACUAAAGUCUUCACUCACCAAGGAAAAGUGGCUCUAUACAGCAAGCUGGUGCAGUCAGCUCAGAGUGAGAGAGAGAAACUUCAUAAAAGGAUAAAUGAGAUGGACGACAUACUUAAGAAGAUUGAUAACUGUCUCACCGAGGUGGAAAUAGAAACUAAGAAUUUGGAGGAUGAACAGAAAGACAGUCCUGUGGAAGAACUGAAUUCUGAAGUGAGAGCUGCAGAGAAAGAACUGGAACAGCUGAAAACUGAGGAAGAAAAGCUUCAAAGAGAUUUUUUAGAGCUGGAGAUACAGAAAGAGCAGAUCCUUGCUCAAUUAGACUUUGUGCAAAAACAAACAAAGAGAACUGAAGAGCUACUGGAUCAGUUGAGCUUGUCUGAAUGGGAUGUCAUUGAGUGGAGUGAUAAUCAAGCUGUAUUCACCUUUCUUUAUGACACAAUAGAACUCAUCAUUACCUUUGGAGAGCCAGUAGUUGGUCUCCCUUUCCUGGACAAGGCUUAUAGGAAGAUUGUUGAUCUGAAUUUUCAAUCUCUGUUAGAUGAGGAUAAAGCUCCUCCUUCCUCCCUUUUAGUUCAUAACCUUAUUUUCCAGUACAUUGAGCAACAGGAAUCCUGGAAGAAGACAUGCACAACACAGCAUCAGGUACCCAAGAUGCUUCAAGAAAUCUCACUGGUAGUGAGCCAUUGCAAACUCCUUGGAGAGGAGAUUGAGUUUUUAAAGCGAUGGGGACCAAAUUAUAACCUAAUAAGCAUAAAUGUGAAAAAUACUGAAUUGAAGCUUUUAUUCUCCAGCUCAGCAGCAUUUGCAAAGUUUGAGAUAACUUUGUCUCUCUCAGCCCACUACCCAUCAGUCCCGUUACCUUUUUCUAUUCAAAAUCACCUUGGAAACAUUGGCCAAGAUGAAGUCACUGCCAUUCUAUCUAAAGUGCCACUGGAAGACAACUACCUAAAGAAUGUAGUCAAACAAAUUUACCGAGAUCUGCUUCAGGACGACUGCCCUUUCUACCACUAGAAUCAUGGAUUGCAGUUAUAACAGUCAAGCACAGUACACUUAAUAAUAAUACUGUGUCAGUGUUUCAAUUACUGUUUAACAUUCAUCUUUAGGUCAUAGAAGUCUAGUAAAGUUUCUUCUGAUGGAAAUUUCUCCCACUAAAGUUGUGCUGUCUAAUUUAGUACAAACUCUUUAAGAACUAACUUUUAAGUAUAAGAGGAGGGGUCACCACAAACAAAAAUAUUAGCCAUUUUCCCAUAUCUAGGGCUGUGAUUUUUAGGUUUCUGGCUUCUGCCUACCAGAUAUUUCCAGGGUAGUCAUGUCUAUCUACAAACCACUCAUCCUCCCUUUUUCUCCAUUCCAGAGAUGUUAUUAAGAGAAAGCAAUAGCACUCAGCUAUUGGAGUGGUUGCCAUCUUCUCUUAAACACCUAGUGUUCUUUUAUAUAGUGUCUACUAGCAUUUUCCUAAUAAGUAUAAUUUUGUAGGGAAAAAUUAAUUUUUGGUCUGAUACAUAUCUGUAAAUAUAUUAAUACUGUUUUUGUGUUUGUGAUAUAGUAAAGAGCUGUAUAUAGAAAUACAUAGAGAUGUAUAGAGAGACAUCCCUCUACCUGGGCAGUUUCGAAACAUCUUCCUGAAGGAUGCUUUACAACAAGAUUCUCAGUCUCCAUUUAAUAACAGCUUCAAACAAUAUCACACCCAAAACACAGGUUUGUCAAGUUUUGGUAAUGGUAAUGAACUUUUAAGUAUUGGUUUCUGAAGCCAAACACUUUCUUAUACACAAAAAUAGGCACGUCCACUGAUAUUGAAUAAUCAGUAUUAUCUGUAAGAUAGACAAAUGUGAAAAAACUUCAUCCAAUCUUUAGUCAAAUCCUAAUCAUGAUAAUUUUUGUUUCCCUUAUAUAUUUCUCAAAUAUAUUUACAUUUUUAAACUAAUUUGUCUUAAUAUUUUGCUUUAUAUUUUGGGAUCAGGUUAAAGUUUUAUGGGUCCCAUGAAUGUUAUUUGCCCUCUUGAUUGGCUUUUACUCCUGAACUACUAGUCAAAAUAGUAAAUGGUCUUUUAAGCUUCAAAAGUCAACAUAAAACUCAUUUGCCAUAAAAAUCAAUAUUUAAAUGUUCCCUAUUUCUGUAAACUCCUUGAAAAAAUUUUAAGGUCAUCAAUAUGGUGUUUCCCUGAAACUUCCCAUGAAAUUUGUUUUCUUACUGGAGUUGUUUUAUUUCUUUCUUUAAACCUAAAAAGUAGAAGUUUUGUUUUAUGUAUUUUGGCAGCCUGGAAUGACCAGUUCCAAGGAUGAUUUGGCUUGUAAUGAUAAUCUCUGCUUUCUUGGGUUUGGAGUACAUAAUUGUAUUAUUUAUCUAGUUAUUUGCUUUUCUAUUUGUUCAAAGUAUUGGCUAUUUUUAUAAAAUUUUUUGGAAAUUUCUUCACUAGUGAUUGGAAGCAGAUUAUUUUUUGCACUAUUAAAGUAAGUUUAUUAUGUAAAUAUUUUUAAAGCAGUAUCUCUUUAUGAAGUUUUUUUUUUUAUUCUGUAUCCAAUAUAUCCUUGAAGAUACGCCUAAGCAAGCUCCCUUUAGGAAUACUCACCUAUUUGAAAACUCAGAUAAGAUUAAAGUAUGUCAGGACCUUAAUAAAAGGACCAGGUACAAACCGUAGUUAUCCCUGUGUGUCUAAGGCACAGUAAAAGUAUUUUGAAGUCUGUUAGGAAACUAUUAUUUCUUAAGAAUUAAUGUAGUGGUUCUCAAAGUAUAGUCCCUAGACCAGCAGUCCCCAACCUUUUUGGCACCAGGGACCAGUUUCAUGGAAGAAAAUUUUUCAACAGAUCAGGGGCCAGGGGAGUGGUAUGGUUUAGGCAGUAAUGUGAGCUAUGGGGAGCAGCAGAUGAAGCUUGCCCACCACUCACCUCCUGCUGUGCAACCCAGUUCCUAACAUGCUGCAGACUGAUAACCAGUCUGUGGCCUGGGGGUUUGGGACCAUUGUUUUAGACAACCUCCCUUAGCUCUUCACAAGUAUCCAUGUUGUUGACCUAAAGUCUAGACUGCCAGAUAUUUCUCCAACAAAAAUGGAUUCAGGAUCAGAAGAAAACUGCAAUUCGUGGUCUGCAACCAUGGUGGGCCACAUGCAAUUUCCCGCUCUACAAGGAAAGAAAAACACUUAAUAGAGAGGAAAGGAAAGCCAGGAGGCUACAGGAAACAAAGGCUUUUCAUUGGCUGAACACUUCCCAGAAAAGGAGUCUCUUCUUUUUGUUGGACUCUGCCAACAGUACAGGCCAUGAGAAUUCCCCAUUCUGCUCUUCUUCCUCUACUUAAUCGAGGUUUUUGAUUACUAAUUUUUUAAAAUAUGAAAUCAAAACGAAACAGAAAGGCAGGGAAACGCUGCUAGAUUGCAGGAGACUAAAGAACUUUUGAAAAGCAGGAGAAUGCUCUUAUUAGGAAACACAUGUCUGCAAUUUACUUUCAAAAGAUUUUUUAAUAUAUAUAAUUUUAUUUAGUUAUUUUUGGCUGUGCUGGGUCUUCAUUGCUGAACAGGCUUUUCUCUGGUUGCAGCAAGCGGAGGCUACUCCGCAUUGGCUUCACUGUGGUGGCUUCUCUUGUUGGGCAGCGUGGCUCUGGGGUGUUUGGGCUGCAGUAGUUGCAGUGUACAGGCGCGAUAGUUGUGGCUCAGGGUUCUAGAACACAGGCUUAGCAGCUGUGGUCCAUGGGCUUAGUUGUUCCAUGGCACAUGGGAUCUUCCCAGUUCAGGGAUCGAUCGAACGCAUGUGUCCUCCAUUGGCAAGAGGAUUCUUUACCACUGAACCACCAGGUAAACCCUCAAAUAUUUUUUUUAAAGUAUGUGUGCAUAUGUGCAUAUAUGCAUGUGUGUUAGAGAUGCAGGAAAAAUGAGAGAAAACAAAUACAACAACAUGUACAUAGGUGUUUAAAUGCACUGUUUAAUUCCACAUGCUACACAGUGUGGCCAAAAAAAAAAGAGAAGGAAAAAAAAGGUUUUCUUGGUGGCCAGGCAUGAGAGGUAGUACAAUUCUAAGAUUUCAUUGAGGCUCUAGUAAAGACUGAUGAAUUGCUUUUGUUCCAUAAGGAAGUAUAUCUUCCCACAGCUGUUUCUGAUGCCAAAUUUUAUUUCUUUCCUCCCUAGACUAUGCCAAAUUCUUUCUGGUGAUGUUUCCCCAUCCUUUAACAAUUUUCCAAAAUGAAAAAUUGUAUUGUGUUCUUUUUAAAAAUUGUGCUUAAAUCACAAGGAAAGUAAACAUUUCUCUUUUAUUCUGUCCCUAGACACUCAAUUUCCCUUUUUAGAGACAACCAGUGUUACCUGUUUCUUAUCUGUUGUUCCAAAGCUGUCUGUAUACAAAAGUAAACAUGUAUGCAAGUAGUUAUGAGUGUGUAAAUAUAUAUUUUUUCUCUCCUUUUUUACACAAAUAGCCCAUCAAUACACACUGUCCUUCACUUUACCUUUUUCACUUAAGGACAUAUCUUGAUAGGUUCAGAUCAAUACAUAAAGAACUUCCAACACAUAUUUUUGCUUUUAGUUAAAUCGUAGACCACUGGAUGGAUGUACUAUAUCUAUUGAUAAGCAUGUAGGUUGUUUAUCACCUUCUGCUACUGUAAAUUAUGCUGAAAUUUUGCAUAUGUGUAAGUUUAUCUAUAGGAUAGCUUCCUAGAAAUGGAGCUGUUAAGUCAAAGGCUAGUUGCAUUUGUAACUUUAAUAGAUGUCAGCAAACUGCCCUUUAAAAUAGUCAAAUCAAUCCUACUAGGAAUGAGUACCACAAACUUGCUAAUACAGUGUGUCCCAAACUUUUUGAUGGUAAUCUCAUAUGUGCUUUAGAGCAAUUUGUAUGUCCUUUUCUGUGAACUGUCUGUUGAUAAUCUUUGCCCAUUUUUCUGAGUUAUCUUUCUCAUUGACUUGUAGAAUAUGUUUAUAAAAGAAUUCUUUUUGAUAUAGGUUGCCAAAUUUCCCCCAUUUGUUGGUUUACUUCACAUUAUUUAUGAUGGGUUUUGCCAUUUAGAAUCUUAAAGAUAUAUAUAUAAUGAUGAAAUGAAAUUAACAUUUUAAGGCAAGACAAGAAAAAUUUUUCACUGCCCUUUCAGGCCUCCUCCCUUCCCUCUAGUGUGCAGUGUGCGUCUGCAUUAUGCAUUAACCAAACCUCCCCAACAGCAGAAAUACCUGUUCAAACAUAGAGACAAGUUUUUCUUCUGGCACCAGCCAUGUAGUCCUUAGAAAAAAACAUUCUUUUCUCAUUGCUGUAAGAGAUCUCAAUGAACUACCACCUACCUUGUAUAUGUGGACAUAUUUGGUGAACUUAUGUAUAAAGAUUAUGACUGAUAUGACUGGUACAGAACAGACUUGGUCAGGUGACCUGGACAACACCUAAUGGAAGAAAGUUCUUUUCUUAACUACUUAACGACUCUAUUAAUGUUACUAGCCAUGUUACUUGUAUUCUGCCUAUUUUAUAAGAUUACUGGGUUGUUUAGUUGGUUUGUUUUUUGUGUGUAUGCUUUUUUUUUUUUUUUUUUUCA